AUGGCUGGCAACAAUCUGGCUCAUACCAAAGUUGCUGCUGAGACGGCCACUGAACCUGUUGCAGUGACCGGCGAGGUGGAGAACCGCCUGCCAAAGCGAUCACCAUGGACCGCAUGGAUGUAUAUGUUCGCGUGGUAUCCAUCACACUAUCCCAGGGAGGAAAUACAGUUACUAAAGAAGCUCGAUUGGUUCAUUCUGACUUUCACAUCGUUGGCGUUCUUUCUGAAAUGGCUUGAUCAAUCCAACAUCAACAAUGCUUAUGUCUCGGGUAUGAAGGAGGAGCUUCACCUUGAUGGUAAUCAGUAUUCACUCUUCGGCACAUUCUACAAUAUUGGUUACAUCGUCACACAAGUUCCCGCAAUGCUGCUGCUAUCUCGUCCAAAGUACUCACGAUGGUUUUUGCCCGGGAUGGAGAUAGCCUGGAGUGUUCUAACGUUCGCCCAAGCAAAGGUCAAUAGCGCAGCCGAUAUCUAUGGAACCCGCCUGCUUUUGGGAAUCCUCGAGACACCUGUAGCUUCCGGCUCACUUUUCAUCCUGUCGUCAUGGUACAAGCCUGAAGAGUUGUUCAAGCGCGCGGGCUUGUGGUAUGUGUCUAACAACAUUGGCGUCAUGUUCGGCGGUUACCUGCAAGCAGCAGCAUAUACCAAUCUGAACGGUGUCAGCGGCAUGGCAGGCUGGAGAUGGCUCUUCAUCAUCGAUGGAUGUAUCAGUCUACCCAUUGCUGUUUUGGGAUUCUUCAUUUUCCCAGGUAUGCCAUCCAGCAGCAAACCAUGGUGGAUGACAGAAGCACAACACGAACUGGCUCGACGCCGAAUGAGCGACGUUGGUGUCGAAACCCCCAAAAAGCUGUCAUUUGGCGUGCUGAAGCGUGUCUUUGGUAGGUGGCAUUGGUACGUGGCUAUCCUGGCCUACGUCUUCUUCCUUUCGUCCACAUAUCCACAGGGUCAAAUGGCGCUAUGGCUCAAAGAUCAAGCCACCAAGUAUGGAACAUACACUGUUCAGCAGAUCAACACCUACCCUACAGGAAACUCCGCUGUCUCUGUGGUUACGGCCAUUUUUGCCACAUCUUUAUGCAUGGUCUAUCCAACGUGGAUUAUUUUCCUCAUUGUACAAGCAAUUUACCUUUUCUGCAAUAUUUGCAUGAUGGUCUGGGAUAUCCCAGUUGGGCUCAAAUUCGCUGUAUUCUACAUUUUUGGUGUCCAGGCUGCCGUGACCCCGAUUCUGAUUCCGACGGUUAACUACUGGUUCAAAGACGAUACUGAGGCUAGAGCCUUCACUACAGGCAGUAUGCUGACUUUCGGUUUUGCAUUUAAUUCUUUCUAUCCCAUCACGGUAUUCCCUGUUGUCGACGCUCCUCGUUGGAAGACCGGUUACAUCGUCAACUUUUUCUUCAUCCUCGGGUGCACUUUCACAUUCCUUACUGGCUUCUACUUGGUCCAUCGGCAGGAAAAGAAGGCGACUGUUAUCUCUACCGAUGCAGAAUCCCUCGAGAAGGAUGUUCUAUGA
This is a messenger RNA of Truncatella angustata, 1506 nucleotides long. Its product is annotated as vitamin H transporter. Lineage: Eukaryota; Fungi; Ascomycota; Sordariomycetes; Amphisphaeriales; Sporocadaceae. Gene Ontology annotation, molecular function: transmembrane transporter activity. Gene Ontology annotation, biological process: transmembrane transport. Gene Ontology annotation, cellular component: membrane. The transcript is spliced from 5 exons. The record is from RefSeq and is a predicted model, not a curated record. The coding region runs from base 1 to 1506 and encodes 501 amino acids.